Lates calcarifer (barramundi perch) is the source of this 3586-nucleotide messenger RNA. It is a transcript of the gene trabd2a, whose product is annotated as TraB domain containing 2A. Gene Ontology annotation, cellular component: membrane. Gene Ontology annotation, molecular function: metalloendopeptidase activity. NCBI's taxonomy places the organism in Eukaryota, Metazoa, Chordata, Actinopteri, Centropomidae. The transcript has 8 exons. The record is from RefSeq and is a predicted model, not a curated record. The coding region runs from base 658 to 2211 and encodes 517 amino acids. Gene Ontology annotation, biological process: negative regulation of Wnt signaling pathway.
UCUCUCUCUCUCUCACACACACACACACACGUCGGAGAGAGAGGGAGAGUUGCAGAGCCGCAGAUACAAACAGUGAAGACUUGGCAGACAGACAGAGCAGUGUGCAGAGAAGUUUGGUUUUAAGGCUUUUCUCUGGAAAGUACAGCUCGUCCGUGCAGUUUGCUCAUUCACACUAGGCUCAUCUUCAGUAGGAGGGUGGGGGGGGGGAGAAACAAACUUUUAUUCCGUGUUUGCUUCAGGUGCGUUGAGGCGGCGUGGACCCGUUGGUUCAUUUUGGCUUAAGACGCUCAAACUUUUGGAUAAAUUCAUCCAAACUUUGCAGAUCAUCUCGAAGAAGGCAAUGCAGAGAGGGGGAGGUGUGGAGAGAGUGGUCUGAUCCGGCACAGUGAGGGCAUGUUCUGACCCUGUGUACAAACCCCAAUGACCACCUCUCUCUCUCUCAAACACACGUGAAACAGCGGUGCAGCGUCCAUGUCCAGGCUAAAGCCAGCAUGACUCUGUCCGGCGGUUUGUCGGAUACUUGUCAGCUCAUUUUACGUGACCGCAUGGAGCCGGGGCUGUGGAAAUAAGGCUUCAUCCAUGCUUUCUGGGGAAUAGUUAUUGCGACACGUUGUGAAGCAAACGCAGGCUACCGUGCACACUUUGGAGAGAGCUACGAUGCGGGGCACUUUGGGCGCAUUCAUUCAGUCCUGUCUGUUGCUGCUGGUCCGAGCAGACCAGUGGAGGAUGAAAGACUCCGCCAACUGCGAGUUAAACAGGAAACAAACUGACCUAAACUCCUUCCUGUGGACGAUCAAACGGGAUCCUCCCUCAUAUUUCUAUGGCACAAUCCAUGUUCCCUACACACGUGUUUGGGACUUCAUCCCUGAAAACUCCAAGCAGGCCUUCCAGGAGAGCAACAUUGUCUACUUUGAGCUGGACCUGACGGACCCUUACACCAUCUCUGCCCUGACCAGCUGUCAGCUGCUUCCUCAGGGUGAAAACCUGCAAGACGUCUUACCCAGAGACAUCUAUCGGAGACUCAAAAGACACUUAGAGUAUGUAAAACUCAUGAUGCCUUCGUGGAUGACGCCGGAUCAGAGAGGUAAGGGACUCUAUGCCGACUACCUCUUCAACGCCAUCGCUGGGAACUGGGAGAGGAAGCGGCCAGUUUGGGUGAUGCUGAUGGUAAACUCAUUAACUGAGGCAGAUAUUAAGACACGAGGGGUGCCAGUGCUGGACCUGUACCUGGCCCAAGAGGCGGAGAGGAUGAGGAAGAGGACGGGGGCUGUCGAGAAGGUGGAGGAACAGUGCCAUCCACUCAACGGGCUCAACUUCUCCCAGGUAAUAUUUGCCCUGAACCAGACGUUACUACAGCAGGAGUCUUUGAGGGCAGGAAGCCUUCAGGUUCCCUACACCACUGAAGACCUCAUCAGGCACUACAACUGUGGAGAUCUCAACUCCAUCAUCUUUAAUCACGACACCUCACAGGUUCCUAACUUCAAUAAUGUGACACUGCCACCCAGCGAGCAGGUGACCGCCCAGGAAAUAGACAGCUACUUCCGACAGGAGCUCAUCUACAAAAGGAAUGAGAGGAUGGGCAAGAGGGUCAAGGCCCUGCUAGAGGAGUACCCUGAUAAGAGCUUCUUCUUCGCCUUUGGAGCAGGUCACUUUCUCGGCAACAAUACAGUCAUUGAUGUGCUUCGUCGCCAGGGAUACGAAGUGGAGCACACCCCUGCUGGGCAACCCAUAAACAGUGGAAAUCGAUCAUCUAGACCAGAGUCUGAGGACCACUACGAUGAAUCCCCUCUCCUGGAGCCUUUCCUCCAUGAGCUCCCCCACAAAGAUGAGGAUCAGGGCCAUCCCCUGGAGGAUGAUCUGUUACCCCACAUGCUCCUGCCACCAGAUAGCCUGGAGCUGCUGGAAAAAGCCGAGAGGAAGAUGCUGAAGAAAAAGAGGAGGAACAAGCAGAAGAAGCAGCGGCACCGGCAUUUCAACGACCUUUGGGUUCGCAUAGAGGAGAGUACUAUGGUCCAGUCCCCGCCUCCCCCCCUGGUCCGCAUCAUCAAUGGUUACAUCACAGUGCAGCCGCCUGACAGAGUCCACAGCCAUUACAACUACCACCACAUACCUUCAGCCUCACCUGCCUCCGCUUUCACAUCGUCUUUACUUGUCUUCUUCCUCUGCACAUUGCUUACAGUGAUCCCACAGAUGUGGACUGCAUUCCCUUAGUUUACAGUCAGCCUUCUUGAGUAUAGACUUAUUGGGUUUCAUGUAUCAGCUCAUGUAACACUAGGUCUGAUCAUGUAUCAUAAGACCUAGAAGAGGCUGCGAAGAGUCCAGAGACUGUUCACAAAAAAGCACAGAGAAAAGAUAUGAAAUCUCCAUGGAUGGUGGGUUAGAUAAAGUUUGUGUUGUCGGGGACGGAACAGUAAAUCAUGUCAAUAGAGCAUGUCUCUUACAAAUUGAGGCCUUCAUGAGCAUGUAAGUGCAUAUACGCUGAGGUUUCUUGGAACAUUAAGGUCGCAUAAGGUUUCAGUUAUUUUACAUAACCAGCAGGAGCGAGUAUACGGUAUGCAGCAUGAAAGAAAAGUGAAUGCUCACAAACAGGAAGUAUUGUUGGGCAUCUCACAGACAUUACACAACCUGUCGGUUCUCUUAUGGAUUACAUUGUUUAAGUAGACACUCAUCAUUCAGCAUUCACUGCCUCUGAGAAUAUGAGCUCUCACUCACGGUGACUGUUCAGUGAAUGGACACGAGAACAUGAAAACCAUUGCUGAAUAUCAAAUACCUUCAGUAAGUACAACUGGAACCAUAUGUCCUUUGUAUGAGUGUGUGUGUGUGUGUGUGUGUGUGUGUGUGUGUGUGUGUGUGUGUGUGUGUGUGUAUAUGACAAAGUCUAUCAGCUCUUAAACCCCCUGGCUUUGCAAACAGGUGUUCCUCUUCAGAACUUAAUAUAUUCUUCCAUUUUAGAAGAAUGUUGCAUAAAAGAGGGAAAAUUGUACAUAUUGUUUCUAAAUAUUAUAGAUGUAUUUUAGAAUUAUAAAAAAAAUGGAAAUUAUCAAAAGUUUUGUUGUUGUUUAUAUAAAUAUAUAAAUAGAUAUGCAGUAUAUUUUUGAAAAGAAUUCAGGAACUAACCACCAUAGCCUGUGCGUCAUGUGUCUCACUGAAAUGAAAUUUUUGGAAGGGACAGGUGAUUGUAUUGUACUAUACGUAUCAGUGUUAUCACUCGCUUUGCUGUAUGUGUCUGCUGAGAGGAUUCAUGUUAAUGAGUGCCUGUUAUUUUACAUAGAGACCAUUGGAUUAAUUUAUUUAACUACUAUAGUUUUGCUGUAGACCAUAUGAAAUAUUCCUUGUUUUUUAUGUUUUUUUUGUCACCACAAUGUCCAAAUGUGUUAUUUCAAAUGUUUUCAAGUAUGAUUUCAAAUGCUUAUGAUGGUAAUGAUACCUCCGUUUUAAAUACACAAAGCUGCCUACACAGAUAGACCACAUACAGCAUAGUGCUUUAAGCCUUUCACAUUUCAUAUAUGGCAUGAGAUAAGUGUAAUAGUAUUACCAUGACAACAAUAAACUAUUUAUCUAGAUUAAAAUCUGAUCUUAAUGUUCA